AGGCUUCUCUGUCUGUGGGCCACGUUGUAAAACUGGAGGAUAACACUUUUGAACACUGUGCCCUACUUUCAUCCAUCCAGGGCGAACAAUGAAACUCAAUCGUCGCCAUCUGCUGCGUGUAUAUUACCUGCUCUGACAUGGAUAAGAAAUAUGGACGUUGACAAAGAUAUAUGGAAAAGCUCAAACGUAUCCAAAUUAUGGACAGAUUAAUGCUUAUUUGGCAGGAAUUAUUGCGAGCUGGGAUGGCGAAUGUUCUACAAUAGCGAGUGUUGGCCUAAACGGAGCAAUGAAAUCAGCUCAUGUGCAGAUGCUAAAUAGUUUGUUAGAUUGCAAGCCAGUGCGAUGUGGCGACUUGGGGAGGCUUUGAUCCAGCAGUUGAUAGAUCGUGACUGAUGAUGAAAUGUACGCAUGUUCUGCCUUCAAUAGUAUUUGUAUUAAAUAUUCAUCCGUUUUGUUUUUGCUCAGACAUGACAAUGGUUUGGGGAGGCCUUCAUCUGGCUAUAGACUUACCGUGACAAAUGAUAAUUCAAAGGACAUUUGUCAAGAUGACAACAGACUUUUGUCUUCAUUAUGUUUACUUGGGCCUACACCUGAUUUGUUUACGAACAGCACUGAAUCUGUGCGGUCAGCUUGCAAUAACUGUGGUCUCAAGGGAAAUAUGCGGUGGCGAAAAACACCGCUGAGAAACCCCAAAAACAGGUUUGACAUUACCUCUCCUUGAAAAUGAUUUUUAUUUUUACAACCUAAAAUAAAUGUUGCGGCAUCGCACAUAAGUCGGAUAGCUUAGCCAGACGUGACGCUGCAGGCAUUUCGGCAGCUGCAACGCAUUGCCCGACGGUUUCGCCCGACUUUGGAUCACCUUGUCACCGGCCACAGGUGUUUGCGUGGCCACCACAACCCAGCCGCCCCACGUCGCCCACCACCACCAGCACCACCACCACCAGCAGCAGCAGCAGGACCACCGUGGGGGGCAUGGCAAGACGCGGCACGACCCCGUCAUCCUGAUCAGCGCGGCUCCGGCCGGACCACCAACCUCCCGCGCCAUGCCCGUGGUGCUCGUCCGCCCCACCAACCGGACGCGUCGCUUCGACUCCACAGGUGGCGCUGCCACCACCACCACCAACAGCAGCGGCGGCGGCAGCGGCGGCGGCGGCCGCGGCGGAGGCGGCGGAGGCGGCCAACACCGCCACCGCCGCCGCCGCUACGGACCGCACCGGCACUGGGCGGAGCCUGCGGGGUCCCGCCUCGUGGGGGCGGAGCCUGCGGGGUCCCGCCUCGUGGGGGCGGAGCCUGCGGGGUCCCGCCUCGUGGGGGCGGGGCCUGCGGAGCGUCGGGCUGGAGCCGACGCCGUCACCGAAGAGGAGGAGGCAGCGGCAGCAGCAGCAGGUGGAGGAGGUGGAGGAGGAGGCGGUGGUGGUGGAGGAGGUGGAGAGCGCGUGGCGGCAAGCAUGGAAGAGCCGCUCCUGCUCUACGACUUCAGCGAGUCGGGACAGGACGUACGCGUCCGCUAUGAAUGCGGCGGCGGCGGCGGCGCUGCUGCGGGAGGUUCGGCACGCGCCGACGGCAAAGCGCUGCUGCUGUUGCAGCAUCGCGCCGCGUCGCCUUCGCCCGCAGCCUCGAGGCACGGGAGCCAACUGAACGUGGGAGGCGAUGCCGGGUUCGGACAGACGACCUGCACCAGACAACAACAACAGCAGCAGCAGCAGCAGCGUCGCGACAGCAACCCAUUCACGGAGAUCGCGAUGAGCAGCUGCCGCUUUAACGGCGGCGUCUUGAAGCCUCUGAGCCACCUCAGCGCCUCGCGACGGAGUCUCCACGACGCCGAUUCGGACUGCGCCGCGUCGGGCACCAGCGCGGGUUCCCUGACCGGGUCGGCGGCAGCAGCAGCGGCGGCGGCGGCGGCGGCGGCAGCGGCUUCGGUGUCCGCAGGAGGCACCGAAGCUGCUGCUUCCGCCGCUGCUGCUGCUGCUGUGGCCACGGCGGCCACGGCGGGGGGCGCCUCGCGGACUGAGCCCGGCUGCUCGGCGGUGCAGCCGGGCGGCGCUGGGCGCGCGGCGUCGGCCACCGGCGGCGUCGGCGGCGGCGUCGGCGUCGGCGGCGUCUCGCAGGGAGGGCACAAGUCGAGCAAGAAGAAGCACCAGAACAUCGGGUACAAGCUCGGACACCGUCGGGCGCUCUUCGAGAAGCGCAAGAGGCUCAGCGAUUACGCGCUGAUCUUCGGCAUGUUCGGCAUCGUGGUGAUGGUGAUCGAGACGGAGCUGUCGUGGGCCGUCUACACCAAGGAGUCGCAUUAUUCUUUAGCUCUCAAAUGCCUUAUCACGCUAUCGACCAUCAUUCUGCUCGGAUUGGUCGUCGCGUACCACGCCAGGGAGAUCCAGCUCUUUAUUGUGGACAAUGGUGCAGAUGACUGGCGAAUUGCAAUGACCUACCAGAGGAUCUUCAACAUUGGCCUCGAGCUCCUCAUAUGUGCCAUCCAUCCUAUCCCGGGAAACUACACGUUCAUGUGGACAGCCCGCUUAGCUUUCACCUACGUCUCGUCGGUGAAGGAGGCUGACGUGGACAUUGUGCUCUCCAUCCCCAUGUUUCUGCGCCUCUACCUGAUCGCACGCGUCAUGCUGCUGCACAGCAAACUCUUCACCGACGCGUCAUCGCGCAGCAUUGGGGCGUUAAACAAGAUCACCUUCAACACGCGUUUCGUGAUGAAGACGCUCAUGACAAUCUGCCCGGGCACCGUGUUGCUCGUCUUCAGCAUUUCCCUGUGGAUCAUUGCCGCUUGGACUGUGCGCGCAUGCGAGAGGUAUCAUGACCCCCAAGACAUAACAAGCAAUUUCCUGGCGGCCAUGUGGCUCAUCUCGAUAACGUUCCUCACCAUUGGCUACGGCGACAUGGUGCCACACACCUACUGUGGACGGGGCGUCUGUCUACUCACAGGCAUUAUGGGUGCAGGAUGCACCGCUCUGGUGGUGGCUGUGGUGGCCCGCAAGCUGGAGCUGACCAAGGCUGAGAAACAUGUUCACAAUUUCAUGAUGGACACGCAACUUACAAAGAGGGUGAAAAAUGCAGCAGCAAAUGUGCUCAGGGAGACUUGGCUGAUUUACAAGCACACCAAACUCGUCCGGAAGAUUGACCACUCUCGGGUCCGCAAGCAUCAGCGCAAAUUCCUCCAGGCCAUUUAUCAGCUACGGAGUGUAAAGAUGGAGCAGAGGAAACUCACAGACCAAGCAAACACACUUGUGGACCUGGCGAAGACGCAGAAUGUGAUGUACGAUCUUGUGUCGGACCUCAACGAGAGGAACGAGGAGUUCGAGAAGCGUCUGGCUACCAUGGAGGGCAAGCUCGAAGCUAUGGCAGACUGCAUCACCUCGCUACCUGCGCGUAUUGCACAGACGAUGAUUGAACACAUGGCUACGGGGCACGAUGGGCCCCUGGCUCUGCGGCAGUGCGAAAUCGCCCCAGCGCAGCUCAGCUUGGACGGGACAUUGCAGUACGUCAGGGAAAGGCAGAUGCACAUGCCCAGCCAAUCGCAGCACAGUUUUGACUGCGGUCUUUUGCACGUGAGCAGCUCGAUGUCUCUCCACAGCACAUCCGGCGGCCCGCUCACCAGCAGUACAUCGCUGCAUCAUAGCACGGGGGCUGGUGGCCUCGUACAAAACGGAGUGGGACGGCCCCAGCGGCCACUGAGCCCCACCCUGAGCAGCACGUCCCGGAACCAAUCCACUUCCCCAGCCAGACACCGCCGAUUGGCCACAAGUGGACUACAUGCGCACCAAAGCAUGUGACGUGGCAGGGGGAUUGCGAACGGCUUCCCAAUUCAGUUGCCUUAGCGAAGUAUUUUAUAGAGCGCUGUCGAAUUUGCUUCCGUUAUUGCUUUCUCAGUCUGGCUUUGCUGCUGCUCGUAAUUGGAUUGAUGUAGGAGCGCGUAUGUGAUUUGCUGGGCUUUUUUUGCAAACGGUGUACGGUUAGGGGGUGCUGGCUGGGAAAUAACUCAGGUGUAUGUCUCCCGCAGCCCUAAUUCAAACAAAACAAACCCCUUAUCACAGCAAAUAUCUAGCGACUAAAGCGUUAUUUAGUAUUUUGCA
Petromyzon marinus (sea lamprey) is the source of this 4079-nucleotide messenger RNA. Its product is annotated as small conductance calcium-activated potassium channel protein 2-like. The record is from RefSeq and is a predicted model, not a curated record. Gene Ontology annotation, molecular function: calmodulin binding; small conductance calcium-activated potassium channel activity. Lineage: Eukaryota; Metazoa; Chordata; Hyperoartia; Petromyzontiformes; Petromyzontidae. Gene Ontology annotation, cellular component: membrane. Gene Ontology annotation, biological process: potassium ion transport.